AUGAUAGAACUUCUUUCAGGUACUCCAUUUAGGAUUGUGAACGGCACUGAUCGGUGCUCUGGCAGAGUGGAGGUUGUGAACAGUGGUGAGUGGGGAACAGUGACUGAUGAAUGGUGUGACAUCUUGGAUGCCGACGUCCUGUGCAGAGAAAUGGACUGUGGGAUGGCUUUGGCAGCAAAAUCUGGAGCUUUCUUUGGUGAAGGUCAGGGACGUAUCUGGUUGAAUAGGAUCAACUGUUUGGGUAAUGAGUCUUCCAUUGUGAACUGUGAGCAUUCAUCAUUUCCAUCAAGGAGUUAUGGUCAUAACAAAGAUGCUGGUGUGGUGUGUUCAGCUUCCAUCAGACUGGUCAGUGGGACAGACCGGUGUUCAGGGAGGGUGGAGGUCUACCGAGGUGGCCAUUGGUCACCAGUUCUUAACUUUAACUGGGGAAUAAAUCAAGCUACAGUGCUUUGCAAAGAGAUCAACUGUGGAGAUCCUGUACAGUUUUCAGGAUCAUCUUCUCAGGUUGGAGACCUGAGAGGAUAUAAAGUCAGUUGCACUGGUACAGAGAGCUCUCUGACACAGUGCACACUGACAGAAUAUGUCAGGACCAGCAGUGAUCAUAUGAACGAUGCAUCUGUGGUUUUUUCAGUUAUUGUUAAAUUGGCUGGUGGGCCUAACGGCUGUGUUGGAAGAGUGGAGCUCUAUGACAAAGGCCAGUGGGGGGCAGUGUGUGGUGACUCCUGGGACAUGUUUGAUGCAGCAGUGGUGUGUCGACAGCUGAACUGUGGGAUGGCUCACAAAAUCACCACCACGCCCAAAUAUGGUCAUGGCACAGGACCGGUCUGGACUGAUCAGAUUGACUGCCGUGGACAGGAGUCCAUAUUGUCUAUUUGCCCACGAAGUUCAUUUAGCAACAACACUUGCAACAUCAACUCAGUUGCUGGUGUCACCUGUACAGAGGGUUUGACAGUCCGAUUAGUCAACGGUGACAAUCGCUGCGCUGGCAGAGUAGAGGUUUUCAGUGGUGGAGUGUGGGGAACAAUAUGUGACACAGAUUGGACCAGGACUAAAGCGAAGGUGGUGUGUGAGCUGUUGGAGUGUGGAAGGUCUGCGAAGGUUCCUGAGGGUGCUGAGUUUCUUCAAGGCACUGGACCAGUGAUGGAAGCAACUGAUUCAUGUUUUACCAAUGUGACAUCUCUUGAACAAUGCUCAGUCAGAGGUUUCAGAAAUUCAACAUGUGGACAUGAAAAGGAUGCUGGUGUUGUUUGUGCAGCACCGAUUCGGUUGGUCAAUGGUGACAGUGAAUGCUCUGGUAGAGUGGAGAUCUUUCAUGAAGGUCAAUGGGGAACUGUGUGUGAUGAUGACUGGGGUCUUCCUGAUGCCAUGGUGGUAUGCAGACAGCUGGGAUGUGGUCAUGCAAUUAAUGCCCAUUCUAGUUCCCGCUUUGGGAGUGGCAGUGGUCCAAUAUGGCUGGAUGAUGUGAUGUGUGGAGGUGAAGAACCAGUUCUAACACAUUGUCGCCACAAUGGUUUUGGAAAACAUAACUGUCGGCACGAUGAGGAUGCAGGUGUUACCUGUGUUGUGGAGGACAUAACAGACCUGGAAGCAUUCAUCGACCACUACUACAACCGGCAGAUCAACAUGGACCCAGACUCAGCCAAACCCAGCUCCAAAAGGCGCAAGACAGACUCUUCUACGGACACAGAUGAUUUACAAACUACUGAAAUUGAGGUCAGUGUACUUGCAAGCAUAAACAAAAAACUGGACUUAUUAGUGUCACUACACGAAGAGAUUAAAGAUAUAUGCAAUAGCCUGGAGUUCGCCCACCACAGCAUCGUUACUCUACAAAAAUCAAACCAGGACUUACAAACAACAGUCAAAACACUCGACGAACAAAUACACGCCAUCUCCAAAGAAAACAAGACUCUGAAAGAAACUAUGUUGGAUUUACAGACCCGGUCCAUGCGUGACAACCUCAUCUUUUCUGGUAUCUCCGAACAAACCUCCGACAACCCUGAAAGCCUCAUCAAAACCUUCAUGACAACUCAACUCAAAAUCCCCCCCGACACUGUUCAAAACAUUACGUUUCACAGAGUACACCGCUUAGGUAAACCGUCAUCCAAAGGACCCCGACCCAUCAUCGCAAAAUUCGAACACUUAAACAAAAAGAACUGGUCAGAAGCAGAGGAAAGGAACUCAAAGGAACAUCAUUUGGACUCAACGAACAAUAUCCACAUGAAAUAA
Molecule: messenger RNA, 2226 nt
Organism: Sphaeramia orbicularis (orbiculate cardinalfish)
Lineage: Eukaryota; Metazoa; Chordata; Actinopteri; Kurtiformes; Apogonidae
Product: deleted in malignant brain tumors 1 protein-like
Exons: 6
Coding region: 1-2226 (741 amino acids)
Biological process (GO): zymogen activation
Cellular component (GO): plasma membrane
Molecular function (GO): serine-type endopeptidase activity
Source: RefSeq, a predicted model, not a curated record